GUGUUAAAAUGGUUUCCAGAUGUGGUGGAUAGUAGACUGCAUAACCGUUGUUCUCUGCUCUCACAGAGUCUCUGGAUUGAGAGAACGACCCUGAUCCUCUCCCGUCCUCUCCCCGGGAUCUCCCGCUGGGCCGAGGUGGAAAGAAGAGAAGUGAUGGAGGUGAGCCCUCUGGAGAAUGCCAUUUAUGUGGUGGAGAAUAAAACCCAGGAGCUUCGGACUCUGAUAAGCCAGUACCAACACAGACAACAUCAUGGCAACAUCAACCCGCUCAGCAUGUGCCUAAAUGGGGUCAUAGAUGCUGCUGUGAACGGAGGCAUCGCCAGAUAUCAGGAGGCCUUCUUUGAUAAGGACUACAUCAGCAGUCACCCUGAAGAUACAGAGAGGAUCACUCAUCUAAAGGAUCUGAUGCAGGAACAGGUGCACAUUCUGGGAGUGGGGCUGGCUGUUCACGAGAAGCUGGUGCAUCCAGAGAUGCGUCCUCUGCACAAAAAGCUGGUAGAUCAGUUCCACAUGAUGAGGACAGGUUUACACCAUGGUGUGCCUGGCGUGGAUCGGUUUGGCGCUGCAGGCUGCCCGGGGGUUAACUCUCCCAGAGGCAUCCUCUCCUCCCACAGCCACAUGAGCCCUGAGAGCGUCCGCCUCAUACACAGACACAGCCCUCUGAGCCUCCAGGGAUCGAUCCGCCACUCGUCCUCCUCUCUGUCCUCUCACACAUCGAGUGAGGCAGGAGGAAACCUUGUCCUAAUGAACGAUGGCAUGAUGGGAGAGCACUCUGAGGAUGCGUUACACAUGCAGCCAAGCCCCUCCUCCUCCAGCCUGAGCUCAAUCCGCUCCAAUUCUUCCCAGAUUAUUAACUCUGCUCCCUCGAGUGCCAGAGGAUCCCCAUCCUUGCCCGAUAAGGCCAAACACAACCGGGAGGUGAUGAUCCUGUUGCCGUCUCAUCGUGAGAGGACCAGCAACAUGUACUACAACAUGGCAGAGAAUGGACAGAACAACCACAUGCAGCGGGCUUUACUUCAGCAAAUUAGCCCCUGCAAGCCGUGUGCUGAUCCUCACAUGAAUCUGCCAGAGAAAGUCUUUCCCAACACUCCCGGCAGCUGGAGUCUGGACGGGGAGAACAGGGAGCCGGUGUCCUACAUGCCGACUUCUACUGGAGGGGUCAUCAUGCCACCCGUGCCCCCCAGGUCCUUCCCCCCAGGACACUUCCUGAUGCACUGUGAUGCGUUUCACCACCAGAACAGCGACCCCCCCCCUGCCCUGCCCAUCCGUUCACUUCGGAAGUCUCCUCUCCACCCGAUCCCCGGCUCCCCCACCAGUCCUCAGUCAGCUCUGGGGGGUAGUAACUCCACUCUGUCAGGCAGCGCCAGCAGCGGGGUUUCCUCUCUGAGUGAGAGUAACUUUGGAGGCCAAUAUCCGGACCCCGGCCCUAUCAGGAACGACGCCUUGGAGCCUCUUCCCAGUCACCUGUGGUCCCCCCCUGAUGAGUACCUGGCCUCUCCCUACCUGCACAUUCACUACGGCGGACCAGAGAUUGAGUCCGUGGACCCUGUCCGCCCUUUCCACUACCGCAGCCCUUCAUCACACCCGCACAACCACCAGCACCCUCACACUCACGCCCACCCGGGACUGGACAGCCACUCCCACGGGCCCCCGCCCCACCACCACGCUCCCACUCACGGCCCCCACCACAUCCCUUACCGCAGGCCUCAGCCUCCAGCCGUGCCGCCCAAACCCUACCUGAGAGAGGGCUGCAUCCCAGAGGAGGACCUGCCGCCUCAGCCCAUCCCGCUGCCCCGAAGGAUCUUCCACUCCCCGCACGGCCACCGUGAAGACCAGGGGAAACACCCCUGGGAGCAGUGCAUCAGCGAGGAGCACGAGGAGGCCCAGUGAUGACGAGGGUCCGCUAUACUUCAGUUAGAGCUUUCUUCUUCCCUUCAUUUGCACUGAGUUAAAGGCAGUUACAGGGAGAUUCCUAAGUGAAGCGGUGAUUUGUGUUCAGAUGACAUUUCUCGCUUUAAUUUCAGUGCACAUGAAGGAAAGAAAAGAGGGGAUGAACCUCCACAAAUCUACAGCACGAGGCUCUGUCACUGCUCCGUGUGGCCUCUUAGAUAUAAUUAAAAGAAAUGUAUCUGUUAAACAAAAGACAGAUUGACUUUGUUCAGAAAUUGAUAUUGAUUGUACAAAAUUGUACAACUUGUCUGUGAGCAUGUUUUUUCAUUUGAGAAUAAUAAGACAACAGUUUUGUGAAAAAUGACGACCAUGAUCAUAACCAACAUGAUCCCAGGUGCAGUUUGAGCUCUGAACUCCCUUAAUUUAGCUUUUUCAUGGCAUUUUCACAACACGAGGAAACACCCGAAGGUUAUAAUUCAAAGGGAAGGGACUUCUCUGCUUUAAAUGCUUCAUAUAUAUGAAUUCUUAUUUUGAUAAUAAAUACAUAUUACAUUAUAGUGUUUUCAAAGGCUUAUGUCCAUAAUGUUUUUCGAAACACUGUUAAGUGCUCCUUAAUAGUGUAUCAUAUCAAAUGUCGCACUCUGACACAGGUUGCUGUCAGGCUUUCAUGAAUCGCUAGUCUCUAAGACUGGCCCGGCAUCUCAAGGGACACGAACUUCAGUCACUGACAAUUUCCCAUCCGUACCUUGGCGUACGGAAACCUCCGUGAAUGUAUUCAGACGAGAUGUUCUUUUUGUAUUGCACAAGCUGCAAUGCUAUUUUUGUUUAAGUGCUUUAAGUUCAGUCUAUGUUGAAGAAGUCUCUAUUUGUCUCUUUUGUGUGACAAAGAUAUCUGGAGAGGAAGGAGAGGGGAAACUGAGGACAUUGACAGACAGGUUCCAAACUAGUCAUGUUCCCCAGAUGGAGAACUCUCCACAUCUCAA
Messenger RNA from Notothenia coriiceps (black rockcod), 2873 nucleotides. Its product is annotated as dedicator of cytokinesis protein 3-like. The transcript is spliced from 12 exons. Gene Ontology annotation, cellular component: cytoplasm; plasma membrane. The coding region runs from base 154 to 1890 and encodes 578 amino acids. Gene Ontology annotation, molecular function: guanyl-nucleotide exchange factor activity; small GTPase binding. Lineage: Eukaryota; Metazoa; Chordata; Actinopteri; Perciformes; Nototheniidae. The record is from RefSeq and is a predicted model, not a curated record. Gene Ontology annotation, biological process: small GTPase-mediated signal transduction.